AUGGCUUUCUUCCAAGGAUCCGUUCAAGAGGGCAUUGCCGCCGCUCUUCAGCAGGCAAAGUCUGUGGUGUGCUUUGUCACAGACGGCAAGGCGGAAAGCAUGCAGUGGGAAAAUGAGUUCUUCGCCGAGGAAGAUGCACAGGCCGUGUCCCUGCGGCUUGAAGCCGGGUCAGAUGGGGAGAGCAACCUUGCGCAGCUCUAUCCCAUCCCUAGAAAGCCCACCGUCGUGGUUAUCAGGAAUGCGGAGCUAAAAGAAUACAUCGCUGCCGGCGUCUCCAAGGACGAGUUUGCGAGGAGGAUGAAGAAAGCACUGGCGCCAACACAGUCUGCACCUGACCAACCUCUGCCUGUCCAAGCCACGGUUUCUCCACGCGAAGCUGUGGCCGUGUCAGCGGCCCCGGCGAGCCAGCCAAACCGUGACCAUGAAUCCCGGGUACAAGCCCUCUUGGCCGAAAGAAGCGCCAAGCUUGCUGAAAGAAAGAAGAAAGAGGAAGAAGAGGCGAAGCGGCAGGGUGUAGAGAAGGCCAAAGCCAAAGCCGAAGCCGAGGCAAGCGGGUCAAAGCAGCCUGAUGAACGGAGCAAGUACGAGGCAGCCCUCAAGAAGAAGCAACGAGAAGCGCGCGAGGAGCGGGAGCGGAUCCGCAAGGCCAUAGCGGACGACAAGGCGGCCCGGGCGGCUCGGAAGGCAGCGGCAGAGGCGGAACGGAAGGAGGCAGCGGUUUCUGAGAUCACCGAUUCGGCCCCCUUUGCUCCGGCAAGCCAGCUUCUCCCGCGUACGGGCAAGCUCAGCGAGCACUGUGCCAUCCAGGUCCGGUUGUUCGAUGGCUCGACGAUCCGCAGCCGCUUCUCGAGCCACGAGACGCUGAAGGAUGUGAGGAAGUGGGUCGACGAGACGCGUGGGAACACCAAAGAGGCCUACACGUUCAAGGUUCUGCUGACGCCGCUGCCGAGCAAGACCAUCGACAUCACGGAGGAGGACAAGCCCCUUCAGGCGCUGGGGCUUGCCCCUUCGUCGACCCUUAUUCUACUGCGCGUGCCCAAAUACAGCGCCGCCUACUCGUCUGGUACAACGCCCGUGGCUGAUGAAGCUCAAGGCAAUGCCUCUCAAAGAUUCAUCGGUUACAUCCUGGCCCUCGUCACUGGCUUCUUCAGCACAACCAUCGCCUUUUUCUCCGCUCUUCUCAGCACAGCUGGGCCACCAGCAGCUGCGCCCGAGUCCUCACCAUCCCAGGCAUCGCAGAGCCAGGCGGCCUCUAAUGCAGCCCGACGUCGUCGUGGCGGACGGAUAGCCGGGCUGGACCAUACAGGCGGCCAGCCGAAUGACCAACAGUUCUACAACGGCAAUUCUAUCAAUUAUGAGCCCAGGCCAGAUGACGGAGAGUAG
Parathielavia appendiculata is the source of this 1383-nucleotide messenger RNA. RefSeq lists its product as uncharacterized. Gene Ontology annotation, molecular function: protein binding. The transcript has 5 exons. The coding region runs from base 1 to 1383 and encodes 460 amino acids. The record is from RefSeq and is a predicted model, not a curated record. NCBI's taxonomy places the organism in Eukaryota, Fungi, Ascomycota, Sordariomycetes, Sordariales, Chaetomiaceae. Gene Ontology annotation, cellular component: endoplasmic reticulum.